Seminavis robusta is the source of this 1589-nucleotide messenger RNA. The record is from the annotation of a GenBank genome assembly. NCBI's taxonomy places the organism in Eukaryota, Bacillariophyta, Bacillariophyceae, Naviculales, Naviculaceae.
AUUGGACCCCUCACUAUGGCACGUCGGAGAGACUUAUACUGCUAUUCGGAAGUCCGUAAUGACAUUGAAAGAUAGAAAACCUGGCGAAGCCGCGGGGCUUACUGCAAGCUGCGAGUUACUGAUGAAAGAUCUUGACCCACGAAUAUGUCAUGUUCCCAUGCGGGCGUGGACGGAAUGGACCCCCCGGGUCGUUCCGAGCGACCUACGUCUCUCCGCCAUUGUCAACAACCUAAUCGAGGGAAUGGAGGAUGACGAUGAAGAUGCCUACGAUGGCCCAGACAUUGUUCCGUUGGCGUGGCUGGUUCCAGAUCCUUAUCUUGACGUGCACAUGAUUGCAAUUGCUGCCAACAACACGCUAGUAGAAGACGAUGAUGCUUUCUUGGACGAAAUGUAUUGGGGUGGUCGCAGGCUUGAAAUCGCUGACCAGCACAAUGGUGGGCCAAUAUCGAGAAGCAGGGAACGGCCUUUCUCCGCUGAUGAUCGGAAGAACGCCGAUUCUGCCAAGAGACCAGCCCAAACAACAGUGGAUCCUGCAGAGUCAUCGUCACACUCCCGGCGAACAAUGAUAAUAGAGGAACCGGAACAUGUUGCGGCUGGUUCUGGGUGGCGGCUGGUGGGUGCCCCACAUGGAUUCUGUGAUGGAAGUGCCCAGUCUCGUUGCCGGCGUACAAGCCACAAUCCGUGCUUGCUGGCAAAUUUCAAUCAUUUCAAGGGCAGUAUCAUGGGGACGGUCAAGACUGGCUGGCUAAAAUUCCUUGUUGCGGGAGUCCACCACGGUAUUGUGCUGGCUCGUUUGGAGUUUGGCCACAUGAAGCUCCCUGAUGACUUUGUGUUUGACUUGUCCGUCAACGGACAAGUCAAGUCGUACAAGCCGGAAGAAUUGAGUGCUUGGAGUACAACUAUUGUGGAUGGCUUGACCGUAUAUCCCCUUGUUCUGGAAAGCAAGUUUCCAUCUGAAAAAUCCCCAGGCCUACCGGAUUCGUACGACGUUGCGAUACGGAUACAAAGUCAGCAGAAUCCAAACUCCCAAGUGCGAAUAUCCCACGUAUACUUUGCCUAACUGGCAGCUUGAAGGAUAUCUGCUUCUCUCGAACUCGCUCUCGUGUUGCCAUUGACGUUGGCAAGUGGCUGGUGUACCAGAUACAGUACGUGUCGGUCGAAUGCGUCCACGUCGGCGUCGUUCGUUCCUUGCGGUACUGGGUACCAGUAGCUAUCUUGAGCCUCACUUGCAUGAUCGUUCGAGCACCGCUCUCGGCUGCUUCUCCCGAAAUGUUUGUCUUCUUGAAGCGACGCACCCUACUCUUUCCUUUCCACUUCCUUGGACCCUGUGAAUCCCAGUUGCAACCAUACACACUUCGUUUGCCAUGAUUAAGAUGAACUGUGAUCAAAGUCCCAGCAACGAUACCCCAUCAAUCGUUCGUCCCGGUGCGAUCGUGUCAAACUUUGAUGGUGUUGCUGCUUGGACUACCCCCGUUUGUUUGCGUCAAGGGCGACUUGCACUUCAAUAGCGACUUCAAAGCUACUUCAAUAGUGACUUCAAUAGAUAGCUACUGGUACAUUAUUAAUACUAAACGAAACUUUGAAGAUUG